Molecule: messenger RNA, 2835 nt
Organism: Ictalurus furcatus (blue catfish)
Lineage: Eukaryota; Metazoa; Chordata; Actinopteri; Siluriformes; Ictaluridae
Gene: gas2a
Product: growth arrest-specific protein 2
Exons: 8
Coding region: 184-1143 (319 amino acids)
Biological process (GO): actin crosslink formation
Cellular component (GO): actin filament
Molecular function (GO): microtubule binding; cytoskeletal adaptor activity; actin filament binding
Source: RefSeq, a predicted model, not a curated record
UUGCAGCGCUCGGCGCAGGGAGUUGUGCGAUGGCAGAGCGGGGCGCGAGGAAGACUGGAAGCGGGGAAACGAGGCCACCGAGCAGAGCUGAGAAAGCAUGAACAUUGCCACACGGAUAGAAACAAUCAGGCCACAGCUUUCCCAGAGCAUUGCAUUAACAAAGGCCAGUGAAGAAGGGCAAGUAUGUGCAGCUCUCUGAGUCCUAAGCAGCACCCAUUUGGCCCAGGCCUCACUGACCUACAGCAGUACAGUCUGUGGCUGGCCAGCAGACAUGAAGCCAGCCUGCUGCCUAUGAAGGAGGACCUGGCUCUCUGGCUCACCAGCAUGCUGGGUGUUGAAAUCACAGCAGAGAGUUUCAUGGACAGAUUAGAUAAUGGCUUCCUGUUGUGUCAGCUGGCUGAGACUCUGCAGGAGAAAUUUAGGCAAAACUGUGGAGAACUGUCACCACCUGGCAAGCCAAUCCCUAAUCGGAGGAUCCCAUGUAGAGCAAGUGCCCCGUCUGGCUCUUUUUUUGCUCGAGACAACACAGCCAAUUUCCUGUCAUGGUGUAGAGAGGUGGGCGUUGGGGAGACCUGCUUGUUUGAGUCUGAGGGACUGGUCUUGCACAAACAGCCACGUGAGGUCUGCUUGUGUCUGCUGGAACUGGGGAGGAUAGCGGCUAGGUAUAAGGUCGAACCACCUGGGUUAAUUAAGCUGGAGAAUGAGAUCGAGAUGGAAGAGAAGGCUCCAGAGCCGCCUUCCUCUCCCGUCUCUCCCACUCAGGGCACUUCCUUUAAGAAAUGCUCCUCCUGCAAGAAAAGCACCGGCCAGCUCCUGGAUGAUGCUGUAAGGCACAUUUCUGAGGAGCCUCCCUGUAAGUGCCCUAAUAAGUUCUGUGUCGAGCGUCAGUCACAGGGCCGUUAUCGUGUUGGAGAGAAGAUACUCUUCAUUCGGAUGCUGCACAAUAAACACGUGAUGGUGCGAGUAGGUGGCGGCUGGGAGACAUUUGAGAGUUACCUGCUGAAGCAUGACCCCUGCCGUAUGCUUCAGAUUUCCAGAGUAGAAGGCAAAGUGUCACCCAUCUCCAUCAAGUCCCCUAGCAUCAAGGAUCUAACCCCUGACAGCUACCUGGUGGUGGCGGCCCACUACAGAAGUAAGAAGUAAUAAAGGCCGGUGACAGAUGAAGAAUAGGCUUUGAGGUGAAAUUCAUUUCACUUAUGUAAAGUAUAGCUGUUAGCUGGCAUUAGUUACCUCUAGCAUCCAUCAUGUGAGGUUCAAACCAUUGGGAUCCAGUCAUUUAUAUCUGAUGCAAAAUCCCAGGGUAAAAUAUACUCUGGACUAAGCAAUGGCAAUCUCAAACUUUAUUUCCGGGCUUUAUUUUUCUUGCAGAUUGUUAUCACUACAUAGACUGCUUUUAUUAAAAUAGCUAAUUUAGCUAAUUUGACACACUGUGUCUGAACAGUACAGCAGGGCUGAAACACAGACUGUUGGGGUUAAGGGGAGAGGGACUGGAAAAAAAUCAUAAGAUUUUUAUUUGUAUAUUAUUUUUGACAUCUCAGAAUGCAAUUUGGUGAGACAAAGAUGGGAUUACAACUGAUAUAUGUAGUGUAGAUUAUGGUGAUUUCUUUUUGUUCUACUUCUUUUACUUUCAUUAGUUUAGAUUUCUGCAUAACUAUUUCUUCAAGUUGAGUGAUGUAUAUACAUUUACUUUUUUUUUCCUCGCAAAAUGGCAGACAUGUCAUGUCAUAACUUCUUAAUGUAUAUAUUUGCGGUAUUAUAUCGUAUCUCAAUAUUAAGCAAUGUUGUUUUCUCUUGAAUUUUUCUAGGAUUUUAUUAAACACUUUUAGAUGAUGAUUUUUUUUUUAUUGUAAGACCAGAUAUAAUGUAAAUGUAAUCACCUUUCCUCUGUGCAAGACCAGUCAAACAUAUGAGCUGUUAAUAGAAUCUGAUGUGUGUCUGGAGUGAAAUAAAUCAGCAAGCGUUUCUGGGAUUUUAUCCAUUAAAUUAAAGUAACUGAUGUUUCUAGAAGCACUUUGUGUACCAUAAUCUAUUCUGGCCACACUCACAUUCCUUCCCAUUGAAGCUUGAUAGGUUGAAGCUCAUCCCAAGAAUAGGCACCAGUUGCAAAGCAGUCCUACAGCGACCUCGUCUGGUUGAAACUUUUUCAUAUUUCAAUUAACAAAAAAUAUCCAUACAUCCAUCCAUUUUCUGUACCGCAUAUCCUACACAGGGUCACAGGGGAGCCUGGAGCUUAUCCUAAGGAACUCGGGGCACAAUGCAGGGGACACCCUGGACGAGGUGCCAAUCCAUUGCAGAGCACAAUCACACACACAUUCACACACUACGGACAAUUUGGAAAUGCUCAUCAGCCUACAAUGCAUGUCUUUAGACUUAAACUAGAGUACCCAGAGUAAACCUCCAAAGCAUGGGGAGAACAUGCAAACUCCGUGCACACAGUGUGGAGGCAGGAUUCAAGCCCCCAACCCUGGAGGUGCGAGGCAAACGUGUGUUCUCAAUAUUUCAAUAUUAAGAUAGUGAUCUUGCACUAAAUAAAGUCCAUGAUUUCAUGUAGUGUUGUUCUUGCAGUACUGAGAUUAAUUUAAAGGUAUGCAAUAGUAGUUUUUAUUAGAACUACACACAAAAGGAACAAAGGAAUAUUCACAUGCAUAGGGGCAAGUUAGAGCAACCAAUCCACCAACCGGCAUGCUUUUUGGGAGGUAAGAGGAAACCAGAAAAUGCAGGGGAAACCCAUGACAUGGGUAGAACAUGCCAAAGUCUGUAUGGAGCGCAAGGGUGGAAAGUAAUGAAAUGCAUGUACUUUUGUUACAGUACUUGAUUACAUGGUUCCCAUUGUCA